UUCAAUUUCUUUUAUUUGGCGGUGGCAUUAGCGCAACUGCUCCCCGUGCUACAAGUGGGUCCGUUGUUUACGUACUUGGCGCCACUGGCAUUCGUACAAUUUGUUUCUAUUGCGAAGGAAGCAUACGAUGAUUACAAAAGAUAUGUACGGGACAGAGAAAUGAAUGAACAGGCGUAUAAACGCCUCACCCCUCACGGUUUAGAGAAUAUUACUGCAGCAGAAAUACGAGUGGGACAGAUCAUACAAAUAAAUGCAAAUCAGCGCGUACCCGCAGACGUCGUGUUUCUCCGGACCACCGAUACAUCCGGCAGUUGUUUUAUACGUACGGAUCAGCUUGAUGGUGAAACUGACUGGAAACUACGACGCGCUGUCCACAGUACGCAACAUUUACGUGCAGCAGAAGAUCUCUUCAACGUAAAGGGAUGGUGUCUUGCGGAGGCUCCUCACCUAGAUAUAGAUGAAUUUGCUGGGCAGCUUUCUUACAGAUCUCUCCAUCGUUACAAACCCCCACGAGUUCGUACAAUCAAGAGACAGCAGCAGGAGGGAACAGUAGAAGGCUUGACACUCGAGAAUGUUCUCUGGGCCAAUACCGUCGUUACAUCAGGCUCUGUGCUUGGCCUCGCCAUAUACACCGGAAAAGAAACGCGAGCAGCGAUGAAUGCCUCGCAUGCAAAGCAAAAAGUUGGACUGUUUGAUCUGGAGCUCAACCUAAUGAGCAAAGUUUUGUUUGCAAUUCUCGCUCUGCUGGCAUUUGUACUGGUCGCUUUACGAAAACUGGAAGGCAUAUGGCACGUCUACUUUUUGCGCUUCGUUUUACUUCUUUCCUCAAUUAUUCCCGUGUCUUUACAAGUGAAUCUGGUCAUGGCAAAAACGCUUUACAGCAUAUUCAUCAUGAAGGAUAGGAAAUGAAAGAUACGGUAGGUUUAUCGACAAAAAACCUAUCCCGAAGAAUUAGGAAGAAUAGACUUCUUACUAACAGAUAAAACAGGAACUCUCACACAAAACGAUAUGCGUUUCAAGCGCCUGCAUGUGGGCAGGGCGGUAUUCGCAGAAGAAGCAGGAGGCAUCGAGCAGCUUCGUGUAUUUGUUCAGCGUCACUAUCAGCAGCAGAGCACUUCUACAAAUGCUAAUUAUAAUGAUAAUACUACUAUUACUACUACUGCUUUGUUGACUACUGUCCCCUAUUACCGAAAUGCUGAUAAUGCUUCUCCUUUCAACAACACGAAUAGUAGAGACCCCUCUCUCUAUAUCAAUGGUACGAGGAAUACUAAUACUAAUGCGAGUAAUAAUAAUACUACUUCUUCAACUACUUCAACUACUAGUUCUACUACUCUUACUACCACUCGUACAAGAAAAGGAGCAAGCGGAAUAGCUGGAGGAAGAGCAGUACGAGGGGACGGCGGAACUCCAAGUGGAAUAAAUUCCGAAGGAGCUCGUGUGGCUGUGGAGGCCGUAUUGGCUCUCAGUCUGUGUCACAACGUCACUCCUGUCAUGCAAAAUGGUCAAAAGAUUUCUUUUCAAGCGGCCUCUCCUGACGAAGUUGCACUCGUCCGUUUUGCAAGUGACGUGGGAAUACGUCUUGUACAUCGUGAUGAAUCGAAAAUUGUCGUUGAAGUUCCGAAUGGAGAGAGGCAUGCAUAUGAAGUUCUUCUUUGUUUUCCAUUUAGUUCAGAAACAAAGAAAAUGGGAAUUAUUCUUCGUUCAAUGCGUACACAAAAAAUCGUUUUCUAUGUCAAAGGAGCAGAGGCAGUCAUGUUGCCGCUGUUGCAGCCGAAGGGUUCGCAGUGGGUAGCGGAAGAGAGUGACAAUUUCGCUCGGCAGGGUUUACGUACGCUGGUCUUAGCAGAGAAGCAACUAACGGAGAAUGAAUUUUUCUCUUUCUUACAGCGGUAUUCGUCUGCAAAAGCAGCGCUUGUUGAUCGAAAUGCCAAGUGCAGAAGAGAACUCCAAAGGCUCGAGCAAGACCUGCGGCUGCUUGGGCUUACUGGCGUUGAGGACAAACUCCAACACGAUGUACCUGCAACUUUGGAGUCACUAAGACAUGCGGGUAUACGUAUUUGGAUGCUCACUGGAGAUAAAGUGGAAACGGCGGUGUGUGUGGCGGUGUCUGCGGGUCUAAAGGGACGGCAGCAUGCCAUAACGAUAUUGUCGAGUAAAGAAGAUCGCACGCCUUCUCAG
Messenger RNA from Ochotona princeps (American pika), 2178 nucleotides. Its product is annotated as probable phospholipid-transporting ATPase IIB. Lineage: Eukaryota; Metazoa; Chordata; Mammalia; Lagomorpha; Ochotonidae. Gene Ontology annotation, cellular component: trans-Golgi network; plasma membrane; endosome. Gene Ontology annotation, biological process: endocytosis; phospholipid translocation; retrograde vesicle-mediated transport, Golgi to endoplasmic reticulum. The record is from RefSeq and is a predicted model, not a curated record. Gene Ontology annotation, molecular function: ATP hydrolysis activity; ATPase-coupled intramembrane lipid carrier activity; ATP binding.